UAUCUCUACUGUUUGCUCUCUCUUUUGUACUUUUGCUUUGCUUCGGCCUUUGGGGCCUCUUUCAAAUUUGUCCCUCUUUUAAAACCCACAAUGUCACAGUCCAAGUUUCACUUACUGCUACUCUUGCGCACUCUCUUUCCCCUUUAGCUUCCCUACCAUCAAUAGUUGAUUUUGUGAAGUUAUCUGUCAAUGGAAAUUGCCAAUGGCUGCCUUUCAAGGCCAUCUAGGAAGAGAAAGUUGCUUGAAGAAGAAGGCCAUGAGGUGUUGGAUUUUUCCUUGGAUGAUGUCAAUGAAGCCCUUUUGGAAAGAGUCCUUUCAUGGCUGCCGACUUCGACGUUAUUUCGCAUCGGAUCGGUGUGCAAGAGAUGGAAAUCGGUGGCGGAAUCGGAAAGUUUCAAGCACGCUUGCUCGAGGAUUCCUUCAAGGGAUCCAUGGUUUUUCAUGGUGGAAUCCAAGCUUAAUCGGUCGGUAGUCUUCGACUCUGCCGAAAGUUGGAAAGGACUCAAUCAUCCGCAUUCCCUCUUGCAUAACCAUAAUCGCGACUCGAUUCCGGUCGCAUCGUCCGGUGGCCUUGUAUGUUUCCGGAAUACGUCCGGCGGUUAUAUCGUGUGCAAUCCCUUGACCGGAUCUUGUCGUGAACUCCCUCCUGUGGAUACAGACUCUCAGGGACAUUCCCUUCAUGCUAUUGCAAUGAAUGCGUAUUCCAAUUACCAUGGUUCAUACAAGCAUUUCUUAGUCUCUGGUGAUCUCCCAAAGCUUGCAUUCAAAGUUUAUAACUCAAUUGAUAAUUGCUGGGAAGAAGAGAUAAUAUUGAGGAGAGAAGCCGAUGACCAUACGGAAUCAUACUUAAAUGAUGACGACGACCAUAGCAACGAUGAUGACGAUGCCUUCUACUUCCUUAGUAAAGCUGGAAAUGUAGUCAUAACCAACAUGCAAAGAAGCCCAUCCAAGCAAUAUUCGUCAGUGUUUACACUUAGAGAUGGUGAGGAGAUUGUUUAUUUCCUCGGUCCCUCAGGCACAGUAAUUGCUUGCAAUCUGACCCGGAAGUGUUUCUCCAAAUAUCCGAGACUGUUGCCGCUCUUUUCCGAGUACUCUAUCGAUGUGGUAGAGUGUAAAGGAGAGAUGUUGGUCGUCGUGUUAUCCGAAUUCUUCGAAAGUGCUAGCCUUAGGGUGUGGCGAUCCGAUCUGAAAAUGAAGACAUGGAAUCAGAUUGCUGCUAUGCCGCCUGCAAUGUCACAUGAGUCCUAUGACAAGAAGUUGGACAUAAACUGUGUUGGUGCUGGUGAUCAGAUAUUUAUCUCCUUAAGCUCUGCUGAGCUUUGCAGUUAUGUUCUCUAUGAUUUUGCGACUAGCCGAUGGGUCGAACUGCCCGAAUGUUGGAUGAAUGGUGAAUCGUUGGAGUUCGUGUCCGCGUUCUCGUUCGAGCCGAGGAUCGAGGCUUCUGUAUGAAGGAAAAAACAAUGGUGUGAAGUAAACUUGAAAAGGAUUUAAGCAUGCAAGAUCUUUACUUCAUUUAUGUUGUAAUUUCUUGUAUUCUUUUAGUAUUGA
Messenger RNA from Hibiscus syriacus, 1548 nucleotides. Its product is annotated as F-box only protein 13-like. Gene Ontology annotation, molecular function: protein binding. Bases 190 to 1449 code for a protein of 419 amino acids. The record is from RefSeq and is a predicted model, not a curated record. The transcript has 2 exons. Lineage: Eukaryota; Viridiplantae; Streptophyta; Magnoliopsida; Malvales; Malvaceae.